Messenger RNA from Drosophila novamexicana, 2908 nucleotides. RefSeq lists its product as uncharacterized. Gene Ontology annotation, molecular function: chitin binding; hydrolase activity, acting on carbon-nitrogen (but not peptide) bonds; protein binding. The coding region runs from base 982 to 2601 and encodes 539 amino acids. The record is from RefSeq and is a predicted model, not a curated record. NCBI's taxonomy places the organism in Eukaryota, Metazoa, Arthropoda, Insecta, Diptera, Drosophilidae. The transcript is spliced from 4 exons. Gene Ontology annotation, biological process: carbohydrate metabolic process. Gene Ontology annotation, cellular component: extracellular region.
UAUACUUCAAGUAUUGUCAAAUUUUUAUAUGAAAUAUUUAUAAUAUGGCCCAGGGACGAUCGGUUACAUAAUGUAAAUAAGGCCAGUUAGUAACUGUCCGAAAUGUGACAAGUGUGCUUUUUUAUAUUGAAUAUAUUUAUAUUGAAUAUCGGUCGUAUUAUCGCUAGGGUAUACAGCCCAAAAGUUACUGUUAAUUCGAGUUGUUCGAUAUGUGUGAACGUAUGUGAGCAUACUUAUUUUAAUGAGGAUACGCCCAGAUAUGAGUUUCUGGAAAUUGCCAACGAAGCGCUCAAAGCUUCAGACAUAAGGCCAAGAAUUCAAUUUGCAGCAGCAAGUGGGCAGCAGCAGCGACAAUAGCGAAUGCUGUCCACACACUUGCAGUCCACAGAGGUGUGCUGCAGCUGUUACUCACCACGGAGCAGACACCAACAGGCACCAGCCCCAACCAAUACAAGCAACGGCUGCCAUUUUGCAUAUAAAAGAGUGUCGCGUACGUGCCGCACUUCUCUCUUUCUGGGCGACAGUCAAGUCACGAGCGUAUUUUGAACGGCACUUGUGCAACCGACCGAGCAACCAAAGCCGUUAAAAAGCUCACGAGUGUGGAUCGUGUUGCCGCCCCUGCCGUUGUCAGUGCUUGUGUUUAGCUGCGAACGCUUUCCAAAACUCACCACAGCGCCAGCAGCUGCAGAUCGACAGCAGCAGCAGCAGCAGCAAGAGAGGCGUCCGACGUCGUCGCGUGUAAUAAAAGAAGCAAAUUUGAGUUGGUUUUGGGCUUUGGCGUCAGCUUCGAGAAAUUGUGCGCGACAACGUAGCAAACAGUGUAAAUGGAGCUUUGAUAGCGAACGGAAGGACAAAACUACUGCCGCUGCUCAAAGCUGAUCUCAACUCGAGUGUUUUUUAACAUAGUGAAAAUACAAAAAAUAAUAGAAACUGCUGCUGGCAUAUCAUAGAAACUGUGCGUGUGUUUUUUAACUCUACAAAAUGGCAAAACUCUUUGUUGUUUUUGCCGUUUUGGCUUUGGCGGCCAUUGGCGCAGUCAAUGCCGAAGAAGUGCGCGUUAAGCGUCAGGCCACAACCGAGGAGCCCAAGAAGGAAGAGUCUUUCGAGAAGGAGCUGUGCAAGGACAAAGAUGCCGGCGAAUGGUUCCGUUUGGUGGCUGGCGAAGGUGACAACUGUCGCGAUGUCAUUCAGUGCACCUCAUCGGGCCUGCAAGCCAUUCGUUGCCCAGCCGGUCUGUACUUCGAUAUUGAGAAGCAGACCUGUGACUGGAAGGAGUCGGUGAAGAACUGCAAGAGCAAGAACAAGGAGCGCCGUGUGAAGCCUCUGCUGCACACAGACGAGCCGCUCUGCCAGGAUGGUUUCCUCGCCUGCGGUGAUGGCAACUGCAUUGAGCGCGGCCUUUUCUGUAACGGCGAGAAGGAUUGCUCAGAUGGUUCCGAUGAGAACACUUGCGAUAUCGAUAACGAUCCCAAUCGCGCGCCACCCUGCGACCCUGCCGUCUGCGUGCUGCCCGAUUGCUUCUGCUCGGAGGAUGGCACCUCGAUACCCGGCGAUUUGCCAGCCAAGGAUGUGCCCAUGAUGAUCACGAUAACGUUCGAUGAUGCGAUCAACAACAACAACAUUGAGCUGUACAAGGAGAUCUUCAAGGGUCGCAAGAAUCCCAAUGGCUGCGACAUCAAGGCCACAUACUUCGUCUCCCACAAGUACACCAACUACUCCGCGGUGCAGGAGACAUCGCGUAAGGGUCACGAGAUUGCUGUGCACUCGAUCACGCACAACGAUGAGGAGCGUUUCUGGUCGAACGCGACGGUCGAUGACUGGGCCAAGGAAAUGGCCGGCAUGAGGAUUAUCAUUGAGAAAUAUGCGAAUAUUACGGACAAUUCGGUUGUGGGUGUGCGUGCGCCAUAUCUGCGUGUCGGCGGCAACAAUCAGUUCACCAUGAUGGAGGAGCAGGCCUUCCUCUACGACUCGACCAUUACAGCUCCGCUGUCGAACCCACCAUUGUGGCCAUAUACCAUGUACUUCCGCAUGCCCCAUCGCUGUCAUGGCAAUCUGCAGAGCUGCCCCACGAGAUCGCAUGCCGUGUGGGAGAUGGUGAUGAAUGAGUUGGAUCGUCGUGAGGAUCCUGCCAAUGAUGAAUAUCUGCCUGGCUGUGCCAUGGUGGACUCCUGCUCAAAUAUCCUGACUGGCGAUCAGUUCUACAAUUUCCUGAAUCACAAUUUCGAUCGCCAUUACGAUCAGAAUCGUGCACCGCUUGGUUUGUACUUCCAUGCCGCCUGGCUGAAGAACAAUCCCGAGUUCCUGGACGCAUUCCUCUACUGGAUCGAUGAGAUCCUGGCCAAUCACAAUGAUGUGUACUUUGUGACCAUGACACAGGUGAUACAGUGGAUGCAAAAUCCACGCACCAUCAGCGAGGUCAAGAACUUCGAGCCCUGGAGGGAGAGGUGUGUGGUUGAGGGCAGGCAAGCCUGCUGGGUGCCAAAUACCUGCAAGCUGACCUCCAAGGAGGUUCCCGGGGAGACCAUCAACCUGCAGACCUGCGUCAGAUGCCCCAACAACUACCCAUGGGUCAACGAUCCCACUGGCGAUGGUUUCUUCUAAGUCAGCGUGUGAGAGAGUAAGAGAGAGAGAGAGAGCUCGAUUGUGAGAGAGCGAAAGAGAGAAAGAGUGCGUUCGCAUCCGCAUCCAAGCAGCCCCAAUCCAAAUUCCUACAGUCACCUACAAACAACUCGACUUUUAUUAUUUCAAUAUACUCAAGACUUCUUUUAUAUUGUACUCUUUAUUUUGACUGUGUCGCGUUUAAAACGCUACAAAAACGCGCUCGGCUAAGUCUGCUGUGUUACGUUAUUGAAAAAAAAAAAAAAACAAAAAACAAAACAAAACAAUGAAAAGAAACAAAAAGAACAAC